UGCAGCAACGUGCAUCAAUUCGUUUUGACCCCAGAGUUAAUCUGCAUUCAGAUUGACGCUCCCAUAUAUUUAUCAGUUGCUGGAUUUUAGGCUAUUCCGUUGCCGCUGUAUUUAUGUAGUUGUUACUAUUAUUUCUUAAAAUCGGGGAAGCUUGCUUCGAUUCAAACGGUUUUGUGGUCGUUUUCCUCAACACCGCAGAGGGUCUACAUUUUCCGAACCGAACGCUAACACGAGCCGCUUAGCCUAUGCUAUGUGCGUAAUGUACCACAGUGAGGAUAGACAGUAGUCCAUCUGCAAUAAAGAGGAAAAGGAGAUGGUGAUCAUUGCUCCUCCAAAUUUAGAAUCUAAAUGCUCGACAGCGAUGGCGAAGCCUUCCUUCUCUCUAAAGCUAUUUCUUUGGGUGUUUGUACUCGCUAAUCUUCCUACAAGCUCCCUGCAGACUGAAAAUGACGAUGAUGUGACAAACAAAACGUGGGUGUUGACUCCCAAAGUGUACGAGAGCGAUGUCACCAACAUCCUAAACAGCCUACUAGAUGGCUACGAUAACAAACUGCGACCAGAUAUAGGAGUCAAACCAACCGUGAUCCACACGGACAUGUUUGUCAACAGUAUCGGCCCAGUGAAUGCUAUCAAUAUGGAGUACACCAUCGACAUAUUUUUUGCCCAGACAUGGUACGACCGGAGGUUAAAGUUCAACAGUACCAUGAAGGUAUUGCGUCUCAACAGCAACAUGGUGGGCAAGAUCUGGAUCCCUGACACCUUCUUCCGCAACUCCAAAAAGGCCGACGCCCACUGGAUCACCACACCCAAUCGUAUGCUCCGGAUCUGGAACGACGGACGGAUACUUUACACACUGCGGUUGACUAUUGAUGCCGAGUGCCAGCUUAAACUGAACAACUUCCCAAUGGAUGAGCACUCCUGUCCGCUGGAGUUUUCGAGCUAUGGCUACCCCAGAGAGGAGAUAGUGUACAAGUGGAAGAGGAGCUCCGUGGAGGUGGGAGACAUCCGCUCCUGGAGGCUCUACCAGUUCUCCUUCGUUGGCCUGAGGAACACCAGCGAGAUCGUCAGGACCGUGUCGGGAGAUUACGUUGUGCUGACAGUCUUCUUCGACUUGAGCAGAAGGAUGGGUUACUUCACCAUUCAGACCUACAUCCCCUGCACUCUCAUCGUUGUCCUCUCCUGGGUCUCCUUCUGGAUCAACAAGGAUGCUGUGCCUGCUAGAACAUCCUUAGGCAUCACCACUGUGCUGACCAUGACUACGCUGAGUACCAUAGCCAGGAAGUCGCUGCCUAAGGUGUCCUACGUGACGGCCAUGGACCUCUUUGUGUCCGUAUGCUUCAUCUUCGUCUUUGCCGCGCUGAUAGAAUACGGAACACUGCACUACUUUGUAAGCAACAGGAAGCCAAGCACAAAAAAGGACAAGAAGAAGAAAAACCCGCUCCUCCGGCUCUUUUCCUCAAAGCAGACCCCUACGGUGGACAUACGGCCUCGCUCAGCCACCGCCAUCCAGAUGAACAACGCCACCCACAUGCAGGAGCGAGAUGAGGAGUAUGGCUACGAGUGCCUGGACGGCAAGGACUGCACCAGCUUCUUCUGCUGUUUCGAGGACUGCCGCUCCGGGGCCUGGCGGCAUGGGCGGUUGCACAUCCGUGUCGCCAAGAUAGACUCGUACGCUCGCAUCGGUUUCCCCACCGCUUUCGGUCUCUUUAACCUUGUUUACUGGAUCUCCUAUCUCUAUCUCUAGAUCCAGCGUGUAGCCAGACUUAUAAUAUACGUUCUGCUCCAACGAGACCAUUUUUAAGAAGGGACCCACUGAAAUGUUUUCCUUUUAUUUUUGUUUCUGUUUGAUUUCAUUGUUUGUUUAUUAGUAUUUUUUUUUAAGCAAAAGUUGUAGCAGACCCAAUAGGCAUGCAGGGAUCUGGAGUCCGAUAGUGGAACUACGACUGUGCUUUGGGUAAGCAAGAACCUAAGCUCACCGUAGUGAUUCUGCAUGACUACGUUUCCCAGAUUCCCCUUGGUCAGGUAUUGGUUUAUGUAGAAGUUAUACACUGUCAGGGCCGCUUCAAUGUUUUAUGUGUAUCUGCCCUUAGUCAGCAUACAUAGAUCACAGUAAAACUUUUCAUGGUAAACAUACUUCAUUCAAACUGAAAAAGGCAGUUUCCUGUUUUUUUGUAUUAACAAGUCACGCAUGUGCUACAGAAGACAAAUGUCAGAUUUGACAUCAGCUUAUUUUCCCAUGUUUUUUUUAUUGCUGUAGUCAUCAGUCCAAAAUACAAAAUAAGCUAAAUCUAAAGCACUUUAAUAGUUAUAUAGGUUGAACAGUAAGUAUGAUUUUACAUUUUACUUUGAUGUUUCGUUCAGCUAACUGUUAAACAUUACUUUAGCAGUGUUAAACAUUGCUUUAGCAGUGUUAAACAUUGCUUUAGCAGUGUUAAACAUUACUUUAGCACUGUUAAACAUUACUUUUCUUCAUGUGUGGUCAGAGCGCUAGAAAAUACUGUUUAUGGUCGACUGUACAGACACUGUGUAUAUAUAUAUUAUUAUGUAGUGGUUUACAUUUAUUGCAUGCACCUUUCAGGCCAAAAUUCAACACGUUUUAAGGUCUUCUAUUGUUGGCUAUGGAUGCAAAAAAAGAACACGGCUUAUUAUUAA
Molecule: messenger RNA, 2652 nt
Organism: Coregonus clupeaformis (lake whitefish)
Lineage: Eukaryota; Metazoa; Chordata; Actinopteri; Salmoniformes; Salmonidae
Gene: gabrg2
Product: gamma-aminobutyric acid type A receptor subunit gamma2
Exons: 10
Coding region: 314-1744 (476 amino acids)
Biological process (GO): gamma-aminobutyric acid signaling pathway; monoatomic ion transmembrane transport; nervous system process
Cellular component (GO): postsynapse; dendrite membrane; synapse
Molecular function (GO): benzodiazepine receptor activity; inhibitory extracellular ligand-gated monoatomic ion channel activity; GABA-A receptor activity
Source: RefSeq, a predicted model, not a curated record